Molecule: messenger RNA, 1825 nt
Organism: Zophobas morio
Lineage: Eukaryota; Metazoa; Arthropoda; Insecta; Coleoptera; Tenebrionidae
Product: RNA polymerase II subunit B1 CTD phosphatase Rpap2
Exons: 7
Coding region: 113-1801 (562 amino acids)
Cellular component (GO): cytoplasm; nucleus
Molecular function (GO): RNA polymerase core enzyme binding; RNA polymerase II CTD heptapeptide repeat phosphatase activity
Source: RefSeq, a predicted model, not a curated record
AUUUAUCAUUUACUUUUUUGACGUUUGCUUGUGAGGUUAUGCCUCUCGUACUUUUCUUCUUUACAGUUUAGUGCAGUUAUUAAGAUUUAUGCUUUUUUAAUAUAUAAGCAUUAUGCAAGACUCAAUCGAAGACUACAUACGAAUUUCUCGAAACAUUAAAGAGGGACCAACACAAGUCAGCGUUUCUAGAAAAGAGGCUUUGAUAACUGCCCAAAUUAAAAAGGAAUGUGAUGCAAAAGCAAUGCAAAUUCUUCAAUUUGCAAUAGAAGGGAAAAUGAGGUCAGAUGCUUUGUUCAGAUGUUUACCAUACAUUAAUCAGUCCCAUUAUCAAGAUAUUGUGGAGGAAAGGGCCAUAAGCAAGUUGUGUGGUUAUCCCCUGUGUUCUAGACACAUUCCAGACAUGCCAAAGAAACAAUUUUACAUUUCCACAAAAAGUAAAAAGGUUUAUGAUCUUACGGAUCGUAAGAAUUACUGCAGCAAUUUCUGUUACCGAGCUAGUAUUCACAUUAAGGGUCAGAUUGACACUAGUCCAUUGUGGCUCAGAAAACAUAACGAAAAAUCACACUUCACACUUUUAAACAAAUCUGAAAAGGGUUUACCUGGAGAAGUUGUGGAUAUAGGCGUAGUAAGACCACCGACUGAACCAAUUUUUACAUCAGUGUCGGCGUUUACACAGAUGUCCCUAGAUGAAGCAGAAGAGCUGGAGCUAAAUCCAGAAGAACAAGAAACUAAAAAACAACCAAAAAAGCCAAAAAAAUUCCAGAAAAUUACAAUGAAAACAAUAAAAGAAAAUGAAGAGGAAGUUGAACCAGAAGAAAACACUUAUCAUGAUCAUAUCAAAGCAAAUGUUAGUCCUGUAGUAAGUGAUAAGGACCUUAUUUUAAAGUCAGAGGGAAGUUGCAAUAAAGAACCACAAAUUGAACAACAAUGUUCAGUAACAGUUGAACAGAAAAAGCCACAGUAUUGGAAAUCCACAAAUAACCUUGAUGUUGAAUCACACAUUUAUAAAUGUUUCAAAGAGUGGCUUUCAUUGGAAACAUACUCUUUUAUCUAUGGAGAAGAUAAAGUGAAGGAAAAAUUGGAUUCUCAAAAGUUGAGCGACUAUUUUGAAUCCUUAAAAAUUGCAGAGUUGCAAGUGGAACAACAAAAAAGAUAUAUGGAUAUAUGCAGGAAACUGCAUUUGAAAGAACUUGCUGAUGAAAAGUUUGAUAAUGCUGUUAUUGGCAACCACAAAUUGAAUCCCAUUCCAGAUUAUCAACAAUUAAAGAAAGAUAAUAGAGAACUUGAUUUGAAAAUAAAGUCAUUUUACUCUGGAGAAUUACAUGUUCAAGAAGAUAAAAAUUUCCCCACAAAGAAAAGGGAAGAAGAAGAAGAAGAAACCAAAAAUGAUGAUGGACCACCAGCCAUAUUACCAUUGGUUGAUGUCAACGCACAAAAUGCCCUAAGGAGAAAAAUAUUUUUAACGUCACUCAACAAAACGGUCCAACUUUUAUUCCAAAGCUUGAAACUUAAUCCAAACUUGGUUCUCUCAGACCUGCAGGCUUUAGUUAAAACGUUCAAACUGAAACCUGACAAUAUUGUGUUUAAACCUCCUCUCUGGAAUUAUAUUGCAAUAAUUCUUUUGAAAAUUUUGUCCAUAAAAGACGAGUCCUUGAAGAAAUGUUUAGACACCGAAAAUUCCAAAGAGCACUUUAAUGUAUGGUUGUCAUCACUUCCUCACAAGGACCGGUUAGUCAACGAUGUUUUGAAACUCCUUGAAGACAUUGAUACGUUUGUUGAAGAUUAUAUCAUUUGUAAAUAAUUUAAUAAAUCUAUUUAUCAAGUA